Molecule: messenger RNA, 1228 nt
Organism: Gymnodraco acuticeps
Lineage: Eukaryota; Metazoa; Chordata; Actinopteri; Perciformes; Bathydraconidae
Product: probable G-protein coupled receptor 34
Biological process (GO): G protein-coupled receptor signaling pathway
Cellular component (GO): membrane
Molecular function (GO): G protein-coupled purinergic nucleotide receptor activity
Source: RefSeq, a predicted model, not a curated record
AUGGCUUUGAAGCAAAUGAACGACCAUCACAGAAGCCACCAUGACCACAAACAUCUCUUCCCAGACUCCCAACGGUUCCUAAAUCCCGACAACGAGUCCUGUGUGGAUCCGAAGGCGCUUCAGAGCCUUUUGGCGGUUCUCUACUCUAUAAUCUUCAUCCUGGGACUCGUUGGGAAUCUCGUGGCUUUAUGGGUCUUCUUCUGCGUUAGCUCAAGAAGAAACUCUGUGCGGGUGUUCCUCAUAAACGUUGCGUUCGCUGAUCUGUUGCUGGUUGUGUGUUUGCCGUUCAGAAUCUUUUAUCACAGCCGAGGGAACGAGUGGACGCUUGGACCCACGCUGUGUAAAGUAGUAGGGAAUUUUUUCUAUAUGAACAUGUAUAUAAGCGUCACUUUGCUGGGUCUGAUCAGCGUGGAUCGGUACCUGAAGAUCCACAGAGGGACGGGGGUGCAGUACCGGCUGCGGUCCACCAGGGGGAGCUGGUUUCUGUGUGCGGGGGUUUGGAUCAUCGCCUUCACUUUCACCACGGUGCUCAUGGUGUCGAAAAACCACUCUGAGCAAGACAGAUGUUUCCACUACAAGCUCCUUCACAACGCGAAGUGGAAAGCCUACAUCAACAUCUGCAUGCUGGUUCUCUUCUGGCUGGUCUUUGUCUCUCUGGUGGUUUCUUACGCCAAGAUCGCCCUCAAACUCCAAAGGAGAUCAAAGGAGAAACCAGACCUUCCCAACGCCGCCCGAUACAAACGCACCGCCAGGAAGUCCUUCUUCAUCCUCUUCCUCUUCAUCGUCUGCUUCGUCCCAUAUCACAUCGUCCGGGUUUUCUACAUAAAAACGCAGAUCACAGAUACGGCGUGUAUCUGGAGGGACGUGGCAGAUAAAGCUAACGAGGUGGCAUUGCUUUUCUCGGCCCUGAACAGCUGCCUGGACCCCGUCAUGUACUUCCUGUUGUCUUCGUCUGUGAGGAAGGAGGUUCUGCGCCUGGUGAGCAGCGUGUUCUGUGUGCGAGAUGCUAAUGGGGUUAGCGGUAGCAGCUCCACGGUGGAGAACUUUAGGUCAGAGAGAGGACAGGCGAACAUAAAAUUAAGCAGCCAAUUAAAGGAGGAGACAACCCAGUGAUGACGUAUUAAAGUAGACCAAGUUAGCAUCCAGGGGGCUGCCUCAAUACAUAAACAAGCUAAAGGUGGCUAAUGUUAGGCUAUAGAGCACAUGUGUCAAACUCAAGGCCCGGGGG